AUGAAGCAAAAUAUAAUCAUGAUGAAGGGUCCCAAAGGGAUCAGUAACUUAUUCCUGGAAUUCUUGCCAUGUAAUCAUGGCAUCACAAAAGCCCCAGAAUCCAAUGUUUUCACAUUCUAUGCAAAGCUAGAGAAAGGGUACAAAAUGGCCUGCUCAAUAGAAGUGCAAAAGGCCUUCUUUUUGUCCUCCAUAGCAACUUUCUUAGUUGGACUGGUCAUUUUAUACAUAGGCAGGCAAGUAAGGAUUCUGUCCAGAAAAUAUGACUUCUUCAGGUGGCUGUCACCAUCGAAUAGAUUAAAAAUCAGUCGUUCGAAGAUGUACAAAUUUCAUGUGAUCUUUCAUGAGCGUAUCGACAUGUUGAUCUCAGGGCAGACCUUUGUGGGUCGUUUACUGAUGAUCCUUGUCUUUCUACUGAGCAUUGCAUCCCUUGUAAUCUAUUUCAUCAGCUCAUCAAAUCCUGGGUCAAGCUGCUCAUCAACAGAUACCAAUAUUCUUCUUGUUGAUUUGGCCUUCAACGUUUUCUUUGCCUUUUAUUUUGGGUUGCGGUUUUUGGCCUCUGGUGACAAGAUCAAGUUUUGGUUGGAGUUGAACUCUGUGGUUGAUAUCUUGACUAUUCCACCAACUUUUAUUUCCUUUUAUCUGAAUAUUAAUUGGUUAGGUUUAAGGUUCCUGAGAUCUUUCAAAUUGCUAGAGCUCCCUAUAGUAUUACAAUAUCUACGAAUCAUCAGGUCUGGUAGUUCAGCGAAGUUUUACAAAAUUGUGUCUUUAAUUUCCUGCACUUGGCUUACUGCUGCAGGAUUCCUUCACCUAGUGGAAAAUACAGGUGAUCCUUGGCUCAAAGGUAGAAAUUCCCAUAUAUUGUCUUAUUUUGAUGCCUUUUACCUUGUCAUGGCAACAACAUCAACUGUUGGCUUUGGAGACGUGGUAGCCAGGACAACCCUAGGACGAGCCUUCAUCAUGUUCUUCAUCCUUCUGAGUUUGAUACUAUUUGCAAAUUAUGUUCCUAAACUUGUGGAAACCUUAACAGGAGGCCAAAAAUAUGCCACAUCCUAUAAAGUGAUCAGAGGAAGAAGAUUCAUUGUGGUCUGUGGAGACAUCAGUGUGGAUACUGUAACAUCUUUCCUAAAAAAUUUCCUCGGCCACAGAUCAAGGGAAAAUAAUAAUGAGAUCAUUUUCCUGGGAGAAUCCCUUCCUUCUCCAGAGCUAGAAAUAAUUUUUAAGCUCUAUUUGGCUUAUGCUCAUUUUUACCAUGGAUCAGCAUUGAAAAGGGAAGAUUUGAGGAGAGUUGCGGUGGAAUCUUCGGAAGCCUGCCUGAUUUUAGCCAACCCUUCGUGCACUGAUUCACAUAUGGAAGACACUGCUAACAUAAUGAGGGUGCUCUCUAUCAAGAACUAUUACCCAAAGACCAGAGUCAUCAUACAGAUAAUUCAACCCCAAAACAAGGAUUACCUGCUAAAGAUUCCCCACUGGAACAGGACUUCUGGAGACAACAUCAUCUGCUUUGCUGAACUGAAGCUAGGAUUAAUUGCUCAGGGCUGUUUGGUUCCAGGUUUAGCAACUUUUCUAAUUUCCCUUUUUAUGGAACAAACUGGAAAGGCAAUCCCCAAACAUCCCUGGCAGGAGCUUCUUGUAGAUGGCCUGAGCAACAAAAUCUUCACUCACUUCCUCUCUUGUGAUUUUGAAGGAAUGAGUUUUCGUGAAGUUUCCCGACUCUGUUUUGUGAAGCUUCGCCUCAUGCUCAUAGCCAUUGAAUACAAAACGAAGGAGAAUGGAUUCAGAAGCUUAAUGCUAAAUCCACCGGAAAUGAUUAAAGUAAAUAGGAACACCAUUGGAUAUUUUAUUGCUAAAUCUCUACAUGAAGUCAAAAGAGCCUUUUUGUACUGUGUGAACUGCCAUAGCGAUGUAAGUUCCCCAGAGAUCAUUGGACACUGUGCCUGCAGAUCCAAGAAGGAACAGAAAAGUCACUCAAGCAUAUCUCCUGGCAAUAUGAGACAUUUUCACAAUAAAAGGAACAACGAAAUCAACAUAUUUGAUUCUACAAAAAUACUGUCUAAACAGACUACCCUCACACCAGACUUCAUCAUGAGGGAUGCAAUUGCUUAUGACAGAGAUAUGAAGAAUGACCUUUUUGAUAGUAGUGGCUUGUUCCAUUGGUGUACACCCAUCCUUCUGGAAAAUGCAAUUCUGAAACAAGGUGACAAUACCAAGACAGGAUUGCAGAACCAUAUUAUUGCCUGUGUCUUUGGAGAUUCUCAUUCACCCCUGGUGGGGCUUCGGAACUUUGUGAUGCCCUUAAGAUCAAGUAACUAUACCUUCAAAGAGCUGAAGGAUAUUGUGUUCAUUGGGUCUCUGGAUUACCUGAAAAGAGAAUGGCAGUUUCUGAAAAAUUUUCCCAAGAUCUACCUGUUCCCAGGAUCUGCUCACUCUCAGGGAGAUCUCAAGUCAGUCAACAUUGAAAAAUGUUCAAUGUGUGUUAUCCUGUCCUCCCCUUCUGAGCUGUCAAGCAACCAGAGGACGGUUGAUGGAGAGGCCAUCUUGGCUACUCUCAACAUUGGAUCCCUUCAUUUGGAAACUAAUAUGACGUUAAACACAAAUUUGCUAGAAAAGUGUGCCAGACUUUCCUCAUAUUCCAGUCCAUUUCAAGGAAAUUUUAGACGGAUUCCCAUCCUUAUUGAACUGAAAAAUGCUUCCAACAUUCAAUUUAUUGAUCAGCUCUGUGGAAUGAACCCUGACCUCCCAGAAGCAAACCUAUAUUUCAGUACCUCCUUCUCUACAGGUGCUGUCUUUUCAUGUGACUUUUUAGAAUCCCUCUUUGCCACGGCUUUCUAUAACUAUCAUGUCCUAGAAUUACUCCAAAUGCUAGUGACAGGUGGAGUGAGUUAUGAAAUGGAGCCAUAUGUGGGAAAUGAGAAUGCUGCCUUCUCUGAAAGCUGCUUUUCAGUGUUGAUUACAAGAGGCCGGUGUAAGCUGGGUCUUCUCUCCUUGAACCAAACAAUGUUAUUGGACCUUCCUGCUAGGGAUACUUUUGGAGAGGUGUUCUGUGCAUCACUGGACAAUUUUGGAAUCCUGUGCCUUGGCCUAUAUCGUCUGAUAGAUGAUGAAUCCAGAAAUCCACUACAUAAAAGGUUUGUGAUUGCUCGGCCAGACAAUGAUUUUAAACUACAACCUACAGACUUUUUGUUUUGUGCCAUUCCAUUCAACGUUGCUAAUUACAAUCAACCAGUGGCAGAUUUUCACAAUUUAAAAACAAUGACACUAACUCCAAAUUUAUCAAAACAAGAGUCUCCUAAACAUAGGUUAACCAGUGAUUCACCACCUUCACUUUUAAAAUUAGUGGAAAAACCAUCAGCACCCAUCCAUUCAUUUUCUCCAAGACAUACAUCAACAGUUAGUGGUGGGAUCAGGAUACAAAAUUUUAAAGACAUAAAGAAAGUAGAAGUAAAGAAAGAAGGCAUAGGAGGGGGAGAAAUGGGGGAUGGAGGAAGCAAAAAAAGUUUCACUAGAGGAAUAGGACUAGAAACGAAAAGAGAAUCAGAUGAUGAUGAAACACAAGUGCAAGUUGCAUCCUCUUAUAAUAAGCCUUCAAUAUUCAGGAUUUCAAUGCUUGGUAAAACAUUAUUCCCAUAA
Gracilinanus agilis (Agile Gracile Mouse Opossum) is the source of this 3627-nucleotide messenger RNA. It is a transcript of the gene KCNU1, whose product is annotated as potassium calcium-activated channel subfamily U member 1. Gene Ontology annotation, cellular component: membrane. The coding region runs from base 1 to 3627 and encodes 1208 amino acids. The record is from RefSeq and is a predicted model, not a curated record. Gene Ontology annotation, biological process: potassium ion transport; reproductive process; transmembrane transport. The transcript has 28 exons. Lineage: Eukaryota; Metazoa; Chordata; Mammalia; Didelphimorphia; Didelphidae. Gene Ontology annotation, molecular function: monoatomic ion channel activity.